AUGGUUCCACAAAAUCCCAAGGAUAGGCAAAAGGAGAUCGAAAACUCUCUUCGACAAGCAGGUGCCUUAACCGCUGAUGAAAUCACAAAUCAGCAAUCAAAUUUUGAUCAAGGAAAGUGGCUGGAACAGAAAAUUAAAGCACUAAUGGUAGUGGCAUCCCUUAUUGCAAAUAUGGCUUUCCAAGCUGGGAUAACCCCCCCCGGAGGAGUUUGGCAAGAUGAUCAAACAGAACAUUCUCAAGAAAAUCCUUCGCUAAAUAAUGCACAUGAUGCAGGACAAUCCAUCAUGGCUUAUCACAAGAUUCAGUUUUAUCGAUUUUUCAUUGGUUUUAACACCAUCGCAUUUGUUUCAUCUCUGGGCACAAUCUCGCUGCUUAUCAGUGGGCUUCCCUUCAGGCGCAAGGUCUUCAUGUGGAUCUUGAAUGGCGUCAUGUGGUUAACCGCAACUUCAAUUCUAUUGAGUUAUGGAAUAUCAGUAGCCUUUGUCACACCAGAGUCUACAAAACAAAGACCUGGUAAUGUUGCAGUUGUUGCAUGGAGUUUUGUGAUAGCAAUCUAUCUUCUGGGAAUAGCAGCAGCCUACUCCACAAAUAAGUGGUGGAAGCUCUCUGGAAGAAUAAAAUGGAGAUCAAGAAAUAGUGUGAGUGCAGUGGUUGAAAAUCACAGAAAUGGUAAUGUAGUAGAGCUUCAAAUUCACUCUUCAUAA
Molecule: messenger RNA, 705 nt
Organism: Coffea eugenioides
Lineage: Eukaryota; Viridiplantae; Streptophyta; Magnoliopsida; Gentianales; Rubiaceae
Exons: 1
Coding region: 1-705 (234 amino acids)
Cellular component (GO): plasma membrane
Molecular function (GO): protein phosphatase regulator activity; protein phosphatase 1 binding
Source: RefSeq, a predicted model, not a curated record